Molecule: messenger RNA, 375 nt
Organism: Telopea speciosissima
Lineage: Eukaryota; Viridiplantae; Streptophyta; Magnoliopsida; Proteales; Proteaceae
Exons: 1
Coding region: 1-375 (124 amino acids)
Biological process (GO): glucan catabolic process
Molecular function (GO): beta-glucosidase activity
Source: RefSeq, a predicted model, not a curated record
AUGUGGAGGGUGGACUAUUUAUGGCAGGGCACCUCAGGCAACAUCACCAAAGGAACAACCAUCUUAGAAGGCAUCAAGAAGGCUGUUAGUAAACAGACCCGGUUUGUUUUCCAUGAAAAACCCGACAAGCAAUUCGUUAACAAGAACCAGUAUUCCUCAUACGCAAUUGUGGUUGUUGGCGAGCUCCGAUAUGCAAAGAUGGACUGUGAUAGCAAAGAGCUCAGGAUAGCACUGGACGGCGAGGAGACUAUCAAAAUUGUGUGCAAGGAGGUGAAAUAUUUGGUCAUCAUUGUGUCGGGUCGACCCGUGGUAACAAAGCCUUAUGUGGAUAUUAUGGAGGCAUUGGUGGCUGCUUGGCUUCUAGUCGCGCAAUAG